AUGGAUAUCUCGACCGUUAUGAUGAUUUUAGCACUAGUUGCAGCUUAUUUGAUGUGGUUCAGAUCCACUACAAGGUCCAUGAAAGGGCCCAGAAUGUGGCCCAUUUUGGGAAGCAUACCGGGCCUGAUCGCGAACAACGAUCGGAUGCAUGAAUGGAUCGCUGACAACCUCCGCACGUGCGGUGGCACGUACCAGACUUGCAUAUGUGCAAUUCCGUUUUUAGCCCGGAGGCAAGGGCUCGUGACUGUAACGUGCGAUCCAAAGAAUUUAGAGCACAUUUUGAAGGUUAGGUUUGAAAAUUACCCCAAGGGACCUACUUGGCAAGCCGUGUUCCAUGAUCUACUAGGCCAGGGCAUCUUCAAUUCUGAUGGUGACACGUGGCUAUUCCAACGUAAGACGGCUGCAUUAGAAUUCACCACCCGGACCCUCCGACAAGCCAUGGCUCGAUGGGUGAGUCGAGCCAUUAAGUUGAGAUUCUGCCCGAUUCUAUACACGGCACAGGUUGAGGGCAAUGCGGUUGAUUUGCAAGACCUUUUGUUACGACUAACAUUUGAUAACAUUUGUGGUUUGGCUUUUGGGAAGGACCCACAGACUCUUUCUCCGGGCUUACCAGAGAACAACUUCGCUUCUGCUUUUGACAGAGCAACCGAAGCCACCCUCCAACGAUUCAUUUUGCCUGAAUUUGUAUGGAAAUUGAAGAAAUGUCUUCGGCUCGGAAUGGAAGUCAACUUGAGCCACAGCAUAAAACACGUGGACGAUUACAUGACCAAUGUCAUCAAUACACGUAAGCUCGAGUUGGUGAGCCAGCAAAACGGUGGGGCCCAACAUGAUGAUUUAUUAUCAAGAUUCAUGAAGAAAAAAGAGUCCUACACUGAUAAGUUCCUCCAACAUGUUGCACUCAAUUUUAUCCUCGCGGGACGUGACACAUCAUCGGUGGCGCUCAGUUGGUUCUUUUGGUUGGUCAGCCUAAACCCUAGAGUGGAGGAAAAAAUCCUGAUUGAGAUUUGUACUGUUUUAAAGGAGAUUCGCGGCAGCGACACUACAAAAUGGGUCGAUGACCCCCUAGUGUUUGAAGAAGUUGAUCGAUUGAUAUACCUUAAAGCAGCACUAUCAGAAACACUUAGGCUAUAUCCAUCGGUUCCAGAGGACUCCAAACAUGUCAUCUCCGACGACACAUUGCCGGACGGCACCUUUGUUCCUGCUGGUUCGAAUAUCACUUAUUCGAUAUACUCAACUGGUCGAAUGAAAUUCAUAUGGGGAGAUGAUUGCCUAGAAUUCAAGCCAGAAAGGUGGUUGUCAGAAGAUGGCAAGAAAUUUGAAGCCAAGGAUCAAUUUCAAUUUGUCGCAUUCAAUGCUGGCCCAAGAAUAUGUUUGGGGAAGGACUUGGCUUACUUGCAAAUGAAAUCGAUAGCGGCAGCAGUGUUGCUUCGCCACAGUCUCACGGUGGCGCCGGGGCACAGGGUGGAGCAAAAAAUGUCAUUGACAUUGUUCAUGAAGGAUGGUCUCAAGGUCAAUGUGCAUCCAAGGGAUUUAACUCCAAUACUAUCUAAAAUUAGCAAGGAGGGUGAAAUGGUAAGUGGGAUUGCUUAA
Messenger RNA from Fraxinus pennsylvanica, 1590 nucleotides. Lineage: Eukaryota; Viridiplantae; Streptophyta; Magnoliopsida; Lamiales; Oleaceae. The record is from the annotation of a GenBank genome assembly.